ACAGCAUGCUCUCUUUCAUUCUUCCCAUAGUUCACCAGACACCACCAUGCCUGUGGAUUUCAGUGGGACGUGGGUUCUGGAGUCAAAUGACAACUUUGAGGAUUACAUGAAAAUACUCAACAUCGAUUUGGUCACACGGAAGGUUGCAGUCCAAUUGUCUCAAACCAAGGUUAUUAUCCAGGAUGAAAACAAGCUUACAAUAAAGACACUCAGCACCUUCAGGAACUACGAGAUAAGCUUAACAAUUGGGGAGGAGUUUGACGAGUGUACUAAGGGACUUGACAACAGAAAGCUAAAGACUUUGGUCAGCUGGGAGGGUGACACGUUGGUGUGCACACAAAAGGGAGAAAAGGCUAACCGUGGAUGGAAGCACUGGAUAGAGGGAGAUAAACUACACAUGGAGCUGUAUUGUGAAGAUGUUGUUUGCCGUCAAGUGUUCAUCAGAAAGAAAUAGUGCCUACAUUAUGGUCACUAAAAAAAUAAUAAAGUCUCUAUUAGGUGUAAUGCCAGUCAUCUAUUACUGAUGGGAGGCGAUAUUUCAGUUUCAAUGCCCAAUUGUUUCACAUGGUUUGUUCUGACAAUUGGUAACAAAAUUGUGAACAAAGAACCUUGUUUGCAAGUUAAAAUAAAUAAAUAAAUUAUAAACUGA
Molecule: messenger RNA, 649 nt
Organism: Ictalurus punctatus (channel catfish)
Lineage: Eukaryota; Metazoa; Chordata; Actinopteri; Siluriformes; Ictaluridae
Product: retinol-binding protein 2
Exons: 4
Coding region: 47-454 (135 amino acids)
Biological process (GO): fatty acid transport
Cellular component (GO): nucleus; cytosol
Molecular function (GO): fatty acid binding
Source: RefSeq, a predicted model, not a curated record